CCUUAUACGACGUAACUAUUACAAAUAAGUUCUUUCGGAGAGAGGGAGAGCGAGAACGAGCGAGGGAGCUCGAGAGAGGGAGAGAGAUGGUGGAAUCGACGGGAGGGAUCGAGGUCUCGGGCCUUCAAUUCGCUUACGAGGGCCAGCCUCCGUUGUUCACGAAGUUUAAUCUCGAGAUCUCUCCGGGCGAUCGUUGCCUCCUCAUCGGUGCCAAUGGAUCCGGUAAGACUACUUUGUUGAAGAUUCUAGCUGGGAAACAUAUGGUUGGAGGGAGGGAUGUAGUGAGAGUCCUCAAUCGUUCUGCUUUUCAUGACACACAGCUGGUCUGUAGUGGUGACCUCGCCUAUCUUGGAGGUUCUUGGAGUAAAACUAUUGGUUCUGCUGGGGAUGUUCCACUCCAAGGUGACUUCUCUGCUGAGCAUAUGAUUUUUGGAGUUGAAGGGAUUGAUCCUGCUAGGAGAGAGAAGCUCGUCAGUCUACUUGACAUUGAUCUUCAGUGGCGGAUGCAUAGAGUUUCUGAUGGACAGCGCCGCCGUGUCCAAAUUUGCAUGGGCCUUCUUCACCCAUACAAGGUUCUUUUGCUCGAUGAGGUUACCGUGGACCUAGAUGUUGUCACUAGAAUGGAUCUUCUUGACUUCUUCAAGGAAGAGUGUGAACAGAGAGGAGCUACCAUUGUUUAUGCCACACAUAUAUUUGAUGGAUUGGAGACAUGGGCCACAGAUGUGGCUUACAUCCAAGAUGGUGAGCUGAGAAGGUUUGGGAAACUGUCUGGCAUUCAUGAACUGAAAGGUUCCAACAACCUGCUCUCAGUUGUUGAAUCAUGGCUUCUAUCUGAGUCCAAGAAUCCAAGGAAGCAGCCCGUUAAUUCUUCUGUCCAAUCAAGCAGGGGCUCUCCCUUUGAUUCUUCUCCUUUUAGAUCAUCCCGUCAUAUGGCCUACUAUCGUUGAUUGCUCCAGAUCUAGAAUUUUCAUAUAUAGACUGUUCCAAACUUCUUAUCAGUUCAAUUUAAAGUUCCUGUCAUAUUUUUUUUCGUCCCCAAUACGAGAUGCUGUAAUGGCUUUGUUGUACGUCUAUUGAAGAAAAAAAAAACGUGCUGAGGCAAAUAACUGUGGUUGGUCUGCUUAAGUCUUAUCAGAAGUGUGUAAUGCUCAUUCUGAGCAACUUUAACUGAAGCAGCAGGCACGCUGUAAAUUAGAUUCUUAAAUAAAGAACAUGGCAAAAGCAUGCUUUGGAUUGAUA
Molecule: messenger RNA, 1239 nt
Organism: Phoenix dactylifera (date palm)
Lineage: Eukaryota; Viridiplantae; Streptophyta; Magnoliopsida; Arecales; Arecaceae
Gene: ABCI19
Product: P-loop containing nucleoside triphosphate hydrolases superfamily protein
Molecular function (GO): ATP binding; ATP hydrolysis activity
Source: RefSeq, a predicted model, not a curated record